GACUGCUAGGAUUAUUCUUGAUGAUUGUGAUCCUGCUGUUGCUCUUGAUAAUGGUCAUCAGUUUGAUGAUUUUACCUGUGCUGCAGAAACACAAUACCUUGGAGAACUCAGAUUCCUUGAUCUGAAUGGACCCUUUAUCAUUGGUGGGCUCCCAGAGCUACCAAGUGAGUUCCCUGUGGAGAAUACAGACUUCAAAGGCUGUCUACGGGAUAUAUACAUCAAUAAUGAACUCCUAGACCUUGCUACCAAUGUGGAGGACUAUAACACCCAGCCAGGCUGCCCUCAUAUGGCUAAUUUCUGUGAGAGUGACCCCUGUCAUACUGGAGGGACUUGUGAGAAUGGAUGGGAUCGUUAUCAUUGUCACUGCUCAGAAGGAAGUGGAGGUGUUAAUUGUCAGGAAGCCUUGUCCACCCCGAUUCGUUUUAUUGGUGAGAGCUACAUGAGAUUUGAUCUUGAUCAUCCAAUCACCUUACCCUGGACCAAUCGGGUUGUAUUCCGUACUGGCCAUGCCGAUGGCGUCCUCAUGUUUAUCCAACUGUCAAACAACAUCAACAUUCGCAUCGAGCUUGUUGAAGGUCACCUUCAUUAUGUGACCAGUUCAGUAGAUGUCCAACUUGACCAGGCUACAUUCAAUGACAGAGAAUGGCAUGAUAUCGAGGCAGAAUGGAAAAAUGAUAAAAUCAAACUCUCUAUGGAUUUUGACAAGUACAGAACAUCAGUUCGUGCGACUGAUAACAUCAAUGGAAAGACUGUACAGAGGGUUGAUCUAGGAGGUAGAUUGACUGAUAAUGGAAUGUAUAAUGCUUUCACUGGCUGCAUGCAGGGUAUGUCUAUUGGUGAAAGUCACCUUGAUCCAUCUACUGUUGAAGGAGUGAACAUUGAAGAGGGAUGUAAUGUCCCUAAAGCAUGUGAUACCGCUCAGUGUCCAAUAAACAGUGUAUGUGUGGAUCUAUGGGAUUCAUUUGAAUGCCAGUGUGAUAAAGGUUAUGUUGGUCCCAACUGUGUAUCUGCCUGUGACUUACGUGUCUGUGAGCAUGGAUCCUUCUGUAAUCUUGACAAGUCUGCAGAGUUUGGCUACACCUGUACCUGUUCUGACCUCUACUAUGGAGACCACUGCGAGAAUAUCAUAGAUGAAUGUGAUGAUGAUUGGUGGGGUCAUCAGAUCUGUGGGCCUUGUGAAUGUGAUGAGGAGAUGGGCUUUGAAUCUGCCUGUAACAAGACAACCAGUGAAUGCUAUUGUGCUGAGCACUCCUACAGACCAUCAGAUAGUGAUACAUGCUUUCCUUGUAACUGCUAUGAGAUUGGAUCACUAGGCCAGGAUUGUGAUCAAGAGACUGGGGCUUGUACCUGUAAGAGAGGUGCUAUUGGUAGACGAUGUGAUGAAUGUGUUGAUCCACAUGCUGAGGUCACUCUUAGGGGUUGUGAAGUGGUAUAUGACUCAUGUCCUAAGCGUUUUUCUGAAGAUCUUUGGUGGCCAAGAACCAAGUUUGGAAAGACAGCUAUCCUUGACUGCCCUGGAGAGAGCUAUGGCUUUGCUACACGAUACUGUGAUUAUGAGAAUAACUGGCAAAUGCCCAAUCUAUUCAACUGUACUUCAGAUAAUUUCCUCCAGCUUCAGAAUAUACUUGAAAGUCUGCAGAAUGGUCAAAAACUAUAUCCAGAAGUUUCCUUCAACAUUGCAAUGAAGCUCCAGGAAGCUACUAAUGAGACAGAUCAUUUCCAUGGGAAUGACAUCAAUAUAGCAUACCAGGUCCUUGGCUAUCUCCUCAGACAUGAAAGUAAGCAGGUGGGACUGAAUGUGACUGCCACCAUCAUGAAGUCCUUUACAAAGAAUAUUGUUGAGACAGUGAGCCGAUUGUUUGAGCCUCAGAAUAGAAUUCAUUGGGAGAUGAUUCAGGAGACUUCACGAGGAACGGCUGAGAUCAUGGAGGACAUGGAAAAAUUUGCUCUCAACAUUGCAAAAUUCACCAAUUCUUUCUCCUAUACCCCAGAAUUCUCCAUCAUUACCCCCAAUAUCAUCAUGCACCAUGAUAUCAUCCUGCGUGAAAACUUCUCUGUGAGAGCUGUCCCUGAGUAUGGGAAAGAAGCUUUACUUUCUCUUGAUGAUAACUCUCAAGUUCACAUCCCUGGUGAUCUGAUCCAACCAAGGACAGAGAUUGAUGAUCCUAAUCAGAUCUCUAUUACUAGUAAUGUUGCUGUGACAGCCUUCAUUCUCUACUCCACUCUACAGAAUCUUCUUCCCAACAGCACAAUGGACAAUGUCAGGAAACCAGAUAACCAUGUUGGUCAGAUCAUAGAUUCUCCAGUAGUAUCCUUCUCUAUCUAUGAUGAGCUAGCCAAUGGCACACUGCCUGACCCUCUUCUGUCUCCAGUCAUUAUAGAGUUCCAGUCUAUAGAUGCGGUCAACAGGAGUGGACCGCAAUGUGUCUUUUGGGAUUUUGAGUAUAAUAAUGGCACUGGUGGAUGGUCAUCUGAUGGUUGUGAGCUGAGUGGAUAUAACAGGACACAUAUCAAUUGUUCCUGUACACAUCUUACUAAUAUAGCAGUCAUCAUGGAUAAUGCACCUUACAUGUAUGUAGAGGAAGUGAUGAUCACUCUGUCUAUAGCUGUCUAUGUUGGUGUUGGUAUUGCCAUCUUGUGUCUCCUAAUCACCUUCCUAACACUCCUGGGUGUGUCCAACCUACACACCAAUCUCAAUAGCAUACAUAUCAAUCUAUGCUUUGUACUCAUCGCAGCUGAGGUAACAUUUGGCGUUGGCAUCAGUACGGAAAACAAUUAUGCCUGUACAGCCGUGGCCAUCAUCCUUCACUAUGCCCUCCUCUCUGCGUUUGGCUGGAUGUUUGUAGAAGGUAUCCAUCUCUACCGGAUGAUGACAGAGAUCCGUGAUAUCAACACCGGUCCCAUGACAUACUCCUAUGUUUUAUCAUAUGGUCUGUCAGCUCUCAUUGUUGGUUUGGCUGUUCCGCUUAGUAACAUCAACUAUGGCUCACAGGUCAACAGCAGAAAUGAACAUUUCUGUUGGUUUUCUGUAGAAGACUUGUUGAUUUGGAGCUUUGCUGGACCAGUUCUUGCAGUAGUGGCUAUGAAUAUGGUAGUCAUCUUCCUUGCCAUCAUGGAAUCCUGCAGAUCAGCCAAUAAGAAUCCAGAAUUUGGCAAACUGAGGUCUGGUAUCCGAUCAGCAGGCAUCCUACUACCAUUGCUUGGUAUUACUUGGGUGUUUGGUUUAUUAGCUGUCAAUCAAACUCUCAUCAUCUACCAGUAUCUAUUUGCUAUCUUCAAUAGCAUUACAGGAAUAGCUAUUCUUCUAUUCCACUGUGUGCUUGAUUAUAGGGUACGGAAUGAAUGGUGUAGAUGCUGUCACAGGAUGCAAGGAAAACAAUACAAACCAGAAAUUAAUAACAGCAUCAACUCACGAUCUGCCCUGACAUAUAGUAAAAAUGAUUCCAUCGGCACACCGGGUAGAUAUAACAUUGGCAUAUCAACAGCAUCAAUAGGCGCAAGUAGCCGUUCAUCAAAAAUGAGUAACAACCCUCAUGUUUAUCGACCUGAUGGCUACCUACGCAAGACAGCCAGUACAACUACCACUUCACCAUCAGCCCAUUUUGAUUAUGUGCCAUCCUACUACAAAAAUAAUGCUGAAACAAAUUUAGAUGAUAAUGAUUCUGAUUCAGACAGUGAUGCAUCAGUUCAGCGUCAGAGAGAUAGUAUGUCAUUAGCAUCAUCUCAUUCUUCUGAUGAUGAGGAAAUAGCACCUUUACCUGAUAAAGAACAAUGGAAAAGCACACCUAAAAAAGUUCAUUUACCAGAUAAUAUUCCCCAAACUACCAUAGCACCAAUCCAUAGUACACCAAAAGUAAAACCAUCACCAGAGAUGCUUCACAAGAAAAUAUAUUCUGGUGAUAUUUUAACAAAUGAUAAUGAGUCACGCCAUAGAGCAGAGCUUAAGAUAUUAGACCCUAAACUCCCUCCACCAGAUAGUGAUAGAGAUGGAAGUCAGAACAGUGGAAGUGUGUCAGGAAGUCGGACACACUUACCGGCAGUCUCUCAACGUCCUGAUAUCCUUCCAUUAAAAGGUAUCAUGAAGACACCAGGUAGCUCUCAUAAAGGAUCACCAAACACCACAAGCAGCUCACAUAGUAGUCUGAUUCCAGCUGAUGUCACUAGCCACAGGGACAAACUGACCGUUAGGCCGGCUGGAGGUCAAGGCGACAACGAUUCAGAGUGCGUGCCUGUCACUGAUCUUUAAAUUGCCUCUCUACAUAUUCCCUUUAUUAGACCAUUUUAUGAUCCCUAGCCCUGAAAUUGUGGUUUGUUUAUGUAUGCAAAUUACACUUGUCUUUGGUGAGAGGGUACUACAUUAACAGAAUAAUAUAGGAUAAAUAUACUUGCUGCUUUUAUAAUAAUCAUAUAAAAAUAUAUACAACUAGAAACAGUACACUUCAUAUCCUCUCUUGUAUCUGUUUGUAGACAAAUCUUUAAUAAUCUCAUUUAAAUCUGAGAAAUGACUUUGACCUGACCAUUCUUUGUAAGGCCUUCUGUUAAGUACUUCAACAAAAUGUACGUCCACAGCUUUGUUCAAUUUGGGGUUCCUCAAUUGGCCAUUGUGUCUAUUACCAUAACCACAAAAAUAAUAAGCAGAUACAGGAAAUGACUCAAAAAUGUUGACAAUUAUAUUUAUUCCAUUCAUAUGGGAUUUGAAAACAAAAGCUAUGAAGCUAUGAACAAGAAGAUGAUUUUAUUAUAUUGACAUAGACACACAUUAAAAUUUAAAUGUUUGUGACAAGCAGUUGAGGAUAGGAUUUUUUGGGAAGCAUUGUAAAUAAGACUUUUGAGCAGAUGGGUAUAUAUAUGAGUAAGGUGUGUGGACAAGGAAUGUAUUAUACUAGACUGGUGAAUGGACACAAAAUACUAUGAUGUCUCUAUAUGUGUGUGUGUUGUGCACUUAUUACUUGUUAUUUCAUGAUUAUGAGAUCAGAAAUUAACAUAUCAACAGAUAGGUUUGUUCUCAUUUUACAGGAGACGGGGCUCUUAAAACAAUCAUUAUUAUGCUAUAUGGUGCUGAAUGAAAAAAAAAAAGAAUUACAAAUCUACUCCCCACAUGUAUUGUACACAUUACAUUUUAGGAAGUGAAAGGAAAGGAGCUUGAUAAAUGUUGUGAUUUUGUGUCAUUGUGAAAUCUGUGACUGCUACAUUUCAAAGAUAUGUAUAUUAAAAUCAUGUUUAUAUCAUGAAUUAUGGACAAAAUCAAUAUCUUUCCAAUCAAGAUAUAAAUAGAUGAAAGAUGGACUAGAAUAUCUUGUAUCUAUACCUCAAUAUCGUACUAGAGGCAUGUACUACAACUGUGAUCUACUAGGAAUUAUGCUUGUUUAAUGUGAUGCUUUGUAUGGGUGAUUUUUGUGACCUUGUAUCAAAGUGCACUGCAACUACAUGUACAUAUAACAUAAAGAAUUUCAAGGAUGUAAAAGAUGAUUCUGCCCUACUUCUCCAACACCCACAGAUGCAUACUCUGGGCCCUGCUCUGGGCAAAUUGAAAUGAUAUUUAUUAAUAUAGGCAAAUUGAUUUACUAUGAACUGAAGAAUUCUAAAUGCUCAAAGAAAAUUGUUAACUCUAAUUCAAGCAAAUUGAAGACAGGCCGAGUGGAGUUCUCCAUCAAAACAUGUAAAUGAAUAUCAGAAGUGGUAGACUUUUAAAUCUAAAAGGAUUUAUAUAUUUUAUAUCCUUGAUUCUUCAUCCCUGGCAGUAUAUAAAUUGGGUCCACGAUAUAAAGUUUGUCUCAUCUUUUUCUUUAGGAGUUUGAUUUGAAUAAUCCAUCAUGCGGACCUCUGUUUACUUUGUACCCAUGUAUUUAAAUUAAAGUUGUGAGCAAAAUAUAAAUCGGGAGUUUUCACACAGCGGUGUAGAAUGAAUCCUACAACGCAGCCAAUGCAUUGGAAGUCAAAUCACAGUGAAGUCUUUGUUAAAGGUCGGUGAAUCGGAGCUGAAAUUUUGUCUUUGUGAAAGCUGACGAAAAAUUGCAAAUGUGUUGUCACGGCCCAAACUGCUGGUUUUAUUCGCCGACCCUCAAGAGACUUCAUUUUGAUUUGACUUGCAUUUUCAAUGCAUUUGCUGCGUGAUAGCUAGGGUUCAUUCUGUGCCUCUGUGUAAAAACUCCCUUAUAUCAGGACUACAUCACCAAAAUUACAACUUUUUCUUCUCUUUGUUUCUCUUAUUUAAUAGUGAUAAAUGAACUAUCUGGUAAUAAACAGUUAAGUCAGGCUGCAGUUUUAUCAAAUCACUUGCAUGUUUCCCCAUGUAAUCAAUUCCCAUGCAGUUUUGAUAAUGAAACUUGUUAAUUCAACACAAGCAAAAAUAAUAUUAAUAUUUCGUUAUUCCUUUUACAUGAUUUCCUUCUCUUAUAUGAAAAUGUUGAUUUUUACAUUGUUUUUUUUUUAGGGAGAGG
Molecule: messenger RNA, 6440 nt
Organism: Lytechinus pictus (painted urchin)
Lineage: Eukaryota; Metazoa; Echinodermata; Echinoidea; Temnopleuroida; Toxopneustidae
Product: cadherin EGF LAG seven-pass G-type receptor 2-like
Exons: 25
Coding region: 287-4246 (1319 amino acids)
Biological process (GO): adenylate cyclase-activating G protein-coupled receptor signaling pathway; cell surface receptor signaling pathway
Cellular component (GO): plasma membrane
Molecular function (GO): calcium ion binding; G protein-coupled receptor activity
Source: RefSeq, a predicted model, not a curated record